This is a messenger RNA of Phyllopteryx taeniolatus (common seadragon), 2156 nucleotides long. It is a transcript of the gene tmem79a, whose product is annotated as transmembrane protein 79a. Bases 535 to 1737 code for a protein of 400 amino acids. Gene Ontology annotation, cellular component: trans-Golgi network membrane; lysosomal membrane. The record is from RefSeq and is a predicted model, not a curated record. Lineage: Eukaryota; Metazoa; Chordata; Actinopteri; Syngnathiformes; Syngnathidae. The transcript has 6 exons. Gene Ontology annotation, biological process: regulated exocytosis.
AGGUUUACCUUCCAAGUGCGAGUACAUAGAGUUGCAUUUGUGAAUAAUGUGCUGUGAAUGCCGUUAAAUGUAAAAUACGGUUUAUUUGUCAGUCGAAUACUUAAUGGCUCGAGUUAACUGAUGUCUUUCCGGAUCGAUUUUUUCCAAAUCCAAGCGAAACUGACGUCAGGGCGCUCCAUUUUCCGGUGUGAAAAGCCGACAAAGAGUGGGAGCUGCGGGCGACGACGUCACCAUCUGGGUACCUGACACACCUGUCCUGACAACUUUUUCUUACUUCCGCCAGUGACGACCGAAAAAAAAAAAAAACCCCGACAACAAAAGUUGCCACUUUUCCCCCCCCUAAUUUGACUCACUUCAGCGUGUGGGAGCGGGUUAACAAGCAGGUUUGUCUGGGCAAAGUCUACCUCCUCCCCCCUUUCUCACGAAGAAAUAACAUUGAGCAUGUGGGUGACGUGUUUCUGACAUCCUUACUGCUCCGUAUUCAUAUUCAUAGACAAUUUAGCAUUUUUACACGCCUCAAAGAGGACCCAAAGAAUGUCUGGCGAAGUGUCCCGUGAGGAGGAGGUGGCGGCGCUCUUGCCAAUUGGUCUGCGUGCACAAUGUCUGCUGACAGCAAGCGAAAAGACUCCAGAAGAAGAAUUAGAGGAGGAAAGAGAUGAAGAAGACAAAGACGAUGAGGUUACAGGAGCCGGCGACAUCACCCUGCCGUGGCCUGGUGACAGGGACAAGAGAAGCGAGGACACGGACGGCGUCUCGUCGGGGGUUUGCGUGUCCGACGCCGAGGACAAGGACGAAGACGACGCGCUGAGCAAAGCAAAGUGGCGCGAGAGCAUGCCCGAGGGUGACAAGUGGCGGGACGACCUGCCCGGGGCGCCGCGGGACGAGGGAGACGGCUCGCUGGCUGACGAGGAAGAAGAGUCCCAUUGGGUACCGGAGAAAGGCACCAUGGGCUUCACUCCUCAGGUGAAAAUAGUGCGGCGGCAGUCCAGUGAGGUGGUCAGAAAAGAGAGCAAACUGGACAUGGACAUGGAAGACCACCACUAUUACGACAAGGACAACACCACAAAGUCGCAAAUGGCGACACCGUUGAACGGCAACUGGAAUGAAUCGCAGCAGAAAAAAUACUUGUGCGACGACAUAUGCAGUGAGACGCUGAAGCUGGCCAUGUGGACGGCGUCAGCGGCACUGGUUUUCCCCUUCCUGGUGUGGGGGGGGUACGCGCUCCUGCCCUUUGACUCCCCGCUGAUGGGCAGCGCCCCCCACAGGGUGGUCUACACACUGCGCUGCGCCGUCUUCGCCUCGGUGCCCAUCCUGCUGGGCGUGGUGGUGCAGGGUGUGGCCAGGAUUUGCUACGGUGAAGUGAAGCCGAGCUUCCAGACCAAAGCGCGGAACGGGAAGGCGUCAGUGCACGGACAUUACGUCAGCCAAUCGGUGGGCCUAUUCCUCUUCUACUUCCUGCAGCUGGCCGUCCUGGCGUCCUACGUCAACCACGACCUCAUCAAAUUAGUGCCGCUGCUCACCGUCAUCUUUGUCUUUGGAAGGUUGAUCUACUGGCUGUGCCUGUCGCUAGGCAGCAGCAUCCGAGGCCUGGGCUUCGGCCUGUCCUUCUUCCCCAUGUUGGUCAUGCUGGCCGCCAACCUCUACUUUGUGUCCUCCUCGGCGGGACCUGAGGCCGUCUUUGACGUGGAGCCACCCACCACGGCCCCUCCGCCGCAGCAGCGGAGCUGGUGGGGCUGAGCGGCACGCCGGGAGGUGGGACACUUAACAAAGCAGUCUUCAUAGUUUCCCCCCCAACCCCAACUCACAUUUAAGUGGAAUGAAUUUUCCAUUCAUAUUACAAUGACAAGUUUUCCUCCUGUCAAAACCGUUCAUUUAAAACCCAGAAUUCUUUUUUUUAAUUUUUUUUUCCUACCAAAAACAAAAAAAUGAUUUCCUACAAAAUCUGACAAAUAGUCCUUAAAAACACUGUACAGCCUAAAAGCAACUGUAAAUAGUCUUUUUGUAUGAGGUUGACGUAUUGCAGAUUUAUUAAUUUUCUGCUGAUCACAGUUGAUGUAUUUAUAAGCAGCUGAUUUGUGUUGCGUUUGAAUGAUUAUUUAAGCGAGGCUAAUCAACUUGUGCGGGGACCUCAAUAAAACUUCUUGAAAAGACGAGAA